UUCCGACCGAGGGGAGUUGGGAGCGGCGCUUUUACACUUUGAUUUUCAGUCCAUCAUUCUCUUUCUUCUUCUUCUUCUGUUGAUGACCUAAAACUUCAUCCUUCUAACUGAAUUUACAUUGUCAAAUUCUUGCUUGCAGCCGAUCCAACUGCAGGAUUCCGCUAACAGUCUUACCAAUUGCUUUGUCCUGUACAUGAAAUAAUAGUUAAGUCAGCAUUAUGACGAGGAUAGACAGGGUUCUUGGCGAUUCUAUGAAGAAGAAUGUAUUUUCUCCAGUCUCUGUUGAUGUGAUAUUUGCUUCUAGUCGCUUUCCAACCUACAAAGUUGGAGCUAACAACCAGAUUAUACAAGUGAACGACGAGCAGAAGGUACUGCCAAUGAAGGAGGUUGUUGCACGCGAGACAGCCCAGUUGCUUGAACAACACAAGCGCCUCACGGUUCGCGACCUUGCCAGUAAAUUCGAGAAAGGGCUAGCUGCUGCAGCUAAGUUGUCUGAGGAGGCUAGAGUGAGGGAGGCAGCUUCAUUAGAGAAACACGUACUUCUGAAAAAUCUCAGAGAUGCAUUUGAAUCACUAAGAGGUCGAGUGGCUGGUAGAAACAAGGAUGACAUAGAGGAAGCUAUUGCCAUGGUUGAAGCAUUAGCAGUUCAACUGACUCAACGAGAAGGUGAGCUAAUUCUAGAAAAGGCAGAAGUGAAAAAGCUAGCAAAUUUCCUUAAAAAGGCUUCAGAAGAUGCUAAGAAACUUGUUGAUGAAGAGAGAUCUAUUGCUCGGGCAGAAAUUGAGAAUGCCAGAGAUGCUGUUCAGAGAGUGGAAGUAGCUCUUCAGGAGCAUGAACGGAUGUCACGUGCUUCCGGCAAUCAGGAUUUGGAAGAAUUAAUGAAGGAAGUUCAGGAGGCUAGGCGUAUUAAAAUGCUGCAUCAACCUAGCAAGGUUAUGGAUAUGGAGCAUGAGCUUCACGCAUUGAGAAUUCAGCUUGCUGAAAAAUCUAAACAAUCGAUCCAGCUUCAGAAAGAGCUUGCGCUGACUAAGAGGGUAGAGGAAUACAUGGUACAAUUUUACGAAUUAGAUGGUCUUGAGGCUCUAGGUUCAUGUUUGAGGGUCCAAGCUUGUUCUAAUACCGCUCCAGAACUUUCCAGUUGUUCGAUCCAGUGGUACCGUCUAACAACUGAGGGUGACAAAAAAGAACUUAUCUCAGGAGCCACUAAGCCAGUGUAUGCUCCAGAGCCUUUUGAUGUUGGUCGAAUACUGCAAGUUGAAGUUAUUUUGGAUGAUCAAAUCAUGACAUUGAGCACCACUGGUCCCAUUGAUCCUGUUCCAGGAUUGGGAAACUACGUGGAAGCAUUGGUGCGAAGACAUGACACUGAAUUCAAUGUAGUGGUCAUACAAAUGAAUGGUACCGAUCACUCUUCCCAGUCUAUCCACACUCUUCAUGUGGGAAAGAUGAGGUUGAAGUUGUGUAGAGGCGGCAAGACAACUGUUGCCAAGGAAUUCUACUCCACUUCAAUGCAGCUUUGUGGAGUUAGAGGUGGUGGAAAUGCCGCUGCUCAGGCACUGUUUUGGAAAGCAAAUGCUGGGAUUUCAUUUGUUUUAGCAUUUGAAUCAGAGAGGGAAAGAAAUGCUGCCCUUAUGCUUGCAAGGAGGUUUGCUUUUGACUGUAAUAUUAUGCUUGCGGGUCCUGAAGAUAGAUCUCCUCCCUCAGUUUAAAACCUGACUAGUUUAUAUAUGUUCGUUUGUAUCCCUUUUUCCUUACCGACGACUGGAACACUAUUAUAUUCAUUUGCUAAUUAUAAUGUAUCAUAUUAUUAUUACAUGUGUGUUUGUAAGGAAGACAAAAGGGGGGGACAUUUUGGGGUCUUUUUUUAUUUAUUUAUUUAUGAUCCCUUUGUAGUUCUGGAUUCUUCGUACUAAAGGCAUAUUUCCCCUUGUUAUGAAUUAGGUUGUUUGGGCCGACAGUUGUAAUUUGUAAAACAUCAUGAUUUAAUUUUCCUAAUUUCACUUCUACCUAAUAUAAUAAAAUUUUAGUA
This is a messenger RNA of Impatiens glandulifera, 2026 nucleotides long. RefSeq names its product stomatal closure-related actin-binding protein 1. The transcript has 13 exons. Lineage: Eukaryota; Viridiplantae; Streptophyta; Magnoliopsida; Ericales; Balsaminaceae. Bases 219 to 1706 code for a protein of 495 amino acids. The record is from RefSeq and is a predicted model, not a curated record. Gene Ontology annotation, molecular function: actin binding. Gene Ontology annotation, biological process: actin filament organization; regulation of stomatal movement.